Maudiozyma saulgeensis is the source of this 1302-nucleotide messenger RNA. The record is from the annotation of a GenBank genome assembly. Lineage: Eukaryota; Fungi; Ascomycota; Saccharomycetes; Saccharomycetales; Saccharomycetaceae.
AUGGCUAAAUCAUCUACGUCAAAAAAGGGAAAGACCUCUAAGAAAUCCUCACCAAAACCAACUCAUAAUGUUGUAGGUGCUAAGGGAGAAACACCAAAGACUGAGAGUAGAAAAUAUAACUUUUUAAUUAGAACCAUAUGGACCUUUGUUAUGAUUAGUGGGUUUUUCGUUACUUUAGCAUCAGGUCACAUUUGGUGUGUUGCUUUAGUAUUAUUAUGUCAAAUUGCUGCAUUUAAAGAAUGCAUUGCUUUGACAAGUAUAUCUAGUCGUGAAAAGAAUUUACCUUUAACAAAAACUUUAAAUUGGUAUUUUUUGUUUACUACACUUUAUUAUUUAUCAGGUAAACAUUUAUUUACUUUUUUCCAAACUGCUGUCUUUGAAAAUAAAAUAUUGACAUGGAUGGUUUUGAAUCAUAAAUUUGUUUGUUACUGUCUAUAUGUCCUAGGUUUUGUUCUAUUUGUUUGUAGUCUAAGAAAGGGUUUCCUAAAGUUUCAAUUCGCCUCCCUAUGUGCUACACAUAUGGCAUUAUUAUUCAUUGUCUUCCAAGGUAACUUAAUCAUUAAGAAUAUUUUGAAUGGUUUAUUCUGGUUCUUAGUACCAUGUGGUCUAGUCAUUGUUAAUGAUAUUUUUGCUUACCUAUGUGGUAUUACCUUUGGUAAGACUAAAUUGAUUGAAAUUUCACCAAAGAAAACUUUAGAAGGUUUCAUGGGUGCUUGGUUUUUCACUGCUAUUUCAAGUAUUAUCUUCACUAGAUUAUUAUCACCUUUCAUGUAUAUGACUUGUCCUGUACAAGAUGUUCAUGCAAACUUUUUAUCUAAUGUUACUUGUGAAUUAAACCCAAUCUUUUUACCACAAAUUUACAGAGCACCACCUAUCAUUUUUGAAAAAUUCGGUGUUUCAUCAAUUACCAUUAAACCAGUUUACUUCCACGCUUUGAAUUUGGCUACAUUUGCAUCAUUAUUUGCUCCAUUCGGUGGAUUCUUUGCCUCAGGUAUCAAGAGAACUUUUAAAGUUAAGGAUUUCGGUCAUUCUAUCCCAGGGCACGGUGGUAUCACUGAUAGAAUUGAUUGUCAAUUCUUAAUGGGUUCAUUUGCAAACUUAUAUUAUGAAACUUUCAUUUCAGAACACAGAAUCACUGUUGAAACUGUCUUAUCUACUAUAUUGAUGAAUUUAGACGAUAAGGAUAUUCUAGAAUUAAUCACUACUUUGAUUGAUGUUUUGCUAAAGAAAGGUGUAUUGAGUAAGAAACAACAUAAGAAAGUGGUUCAAGUCUUUGCUGAAGUUGUUAAAGCCUUAAAUUAA